AUGAGCCGCGAGCACAAGGCACCUGCUGGGCCUCGACCAGCCAACUUUUCUCCAACGCGACUGGGCAAAACCACAAACGCUCAGCCUCGACCACCUCUACCCUCGACGAAUCCCGGCUUCGCCUCUGACGAUCCAAUGCUCAGCGCAACUCCUUCCAGCAACCAUUCUCUUUUUUCUUCUUUCAGUAGGGAUGGGGAACAGAAUCAAUUAAACGAUUCCACUGCGUCUUUCGACUUUUUGCCGUCGGUCAGUUUUGACGAUCUGCAGAGCAGUAUCGAGACCGCUUCAACAGACUUCAAACUCACCCAAUUCCCGUCCUCCACCGGUGAAGGGGACAGUCUCGAUGCCCACGGAGCAGAUGACAGCAGCAGCAUGUCUUCCCGUUCUCAAAUAGCACCGUCUUCGAAUGGUGCUACAACUCGCCCUGUCGCCCAAUCCGCCACUCGACCCGCCCGAUCAAGUUCGAUCCUGCGCCGACCCAGUAACUCUGUCAGGCAACCUACCAACACCGGUGUGUUUGUCCAGACUGAAGUUGCAACCGGGCCAGGCACUGCACGCUCUCGUCGGCAGAGCCAGUACCCUCCAGUGUCUGGCACUACCGCGGCCAAGCCUCCUCGAAAAUCAAUCGGCCCUGGAAUCAUUGGCGAUGCAGAUUAUGGAUCUCGUCCUACCCAAAAGAGGCGACCCAGUCUGUAUUCUGAAGGAGCACCUAGCUCAGCCAGGGUUUCGAUGGAUGCUAACACGGCAUGGUUGGAAAAUACAACAAGAAACUUUUCCACUUCGAGGGCCACCAAGGCUAAAUCAGUGCAGCCGCCACCACGUUCGAAUCAAAACUUGGGAUUCGGUAAUACUCUUACCCCGGAGCAAAACAGACACUCAACCCUUGCCCCACGAUCGCCUCGUGUAGGAGGCCGACUGAGCACACCGUCGUCCACCAACAAAAGAGUCUCCAUGAUGCCUGGUGCACACCACUCGUCGCAUGCGACAGGCCUCGGGGCAAGGACAAUUAGUCCCACUGAUACAAGACGAAUGAAGCGUAUGUCCACGAUGCCACAAUCCGUAAGCCUUGGCCAGGUGUCCACACCUCCUCCGCCACCACCAGUGUCGAUGAACAACCAGGUAGAGAGGGCCGAAUCAAAAUCACCUUCGAUGAUACCGAGGAGGACUUCUGGUACCCCGUCAUCCUCACGAACUACCCCGGAUAUGCAUCGCAAGUCAUACAACUCUGUCUUGUCAGCCACUUCUUGCUUGAGCAUAAAUUCUGCGAGAACAUCGACUGGCUCCCUGAAUCGUAUAUCUACCUCGUCAUCUACGUCACGUCUGCCUGCACCGAAACACACUACAGUACACAACCCUAUACCAGCCGAUGACGAUGAAUAUGUACCUCCUGUCCCUGCUAUACCAAAGGCAUACGAGUCUCCGAAAGACUCGCCUGCGGAUACCUACUUUGUAGAAAAGAAGAAGACUGCACUCAGUAACAUGGAUGCCAUGGGUGCGAAUUCGAACCCGACUGGCGUUAUAUCGAUGCCUGUCUUCCCCGAGCCUACAAAGCUACAUAGAAAACCAAGUGGUCAACGGAGUUAUGUGCCGACGGUGGCUGCUGAACCAGACAACAAGGCCACUCCACCUAACAAGCGACACCUACAGCCAUUACGACUACCACCAAUUAAUCUGGGACCUUUGAGCACGCCAACAACUAAUAAAAUCGCAGCUUUGCAGGAUCACAACACUGUGGAUAGACAUGAAACCCCCCCACCGCCUCGACAUUUACCAAAGACACCCACUACCCCAAUGACAGCUUCCAAGAGUUCCUUCUUUGCCAAGACUCGCCGUGGGGAUACUCCCGAGCUCCCAUCUCUGAGAAGCAGCAGCUCUGUCCAUCAUGCCCACUUUACUCCUACGCCUCCCGAUGUUAGUUCGACCGAGUCCUCGCUGGCUUUCAAGGAGCUUGACCACAAGCAAAGCAUGUCUCCUUUCUUAUCAUCCUCUCUGCCCAAGGGGGGUGCAGACCACGGUUUCCUGAAGCGAUCAAAAACGGGUGCUGAUUUUACGACAUCGGACGCGAACAUCUUCCAAGACCAAGCUCACCAUAAGCCCGCAGGCCCUCGGGCACCGAAAGACGCCGAAUCCACCAGCUCUAAAUCCCCUCCCCCCGAGCCUACACCCGAAGAACCACAAACUCCAUCCUCUAUGAGCUCCAUUCGACGAAAGCUCAGCCUCUCUUGGAAGCGUGGGAAUUCCAAGAGUAACACGACCCCUGGAGAUGUUCCUGAUAAGGCACAUGCAAAGCAGCCUGAGGAACCUAUGCCACCUCCUAGGAUUCCGAUUUCAGCUACUCUCAACAACCUAUCCAACAUCAAACAAGCCAGUCCAUCACCGAAUUUGAAGCAAGGUCCUGGCGGUUAUCUGGAUACAAGGAGACGUAAGAGUUCAGGUGGUAGUCUCAAUGGACUCAUUACGCACGACAAGAACAAGAGCGAUUCUUGGACUGCGAAGAAGCCUGCUCCUGAUCCUUCAACAAUGCCCGUCGGCCGAAACACUUCUGUCAUGCAAAAGAUUCUUCGCCCCAGGAAUUCCUCCGGUCUGGCUAAAGGUCCCGACUCGUAUUCUGCUGAUCUUGACAAGGAUGAUCAAGCAGCUGAAGAGGAAAUGGCCAAGCUGGGUUCUCGACGAAAGGAAACAGAAGUUGCUGCUAGAACAUUGGAUGCUCUCAAAAAGCGAGCGACACCAAAGGAACGAGUCGGUGCUCACGAAGCCAUCCGUAUCGCCAUGCUCAACAUUUAUGAGCGAGGUGAGAUUGUUGAUUAUACCGACGUCUUCUUUUGUGGGACACAGAAUGCACACAAAGUGAUUGGAGAUCUUCAAUCCGACGCGCCCAAUUUUGGCUACGACGAUGAGCGUGGAGAUUAUACCAUCGUGCCCGGAGACCACCUUGCAUAUCGAUAUGAGAUCAUCGAUGUUCUCGGAAAAGGUAGUUUUGGACAAGUUGUCCGCUGCAUUGAUCACAAAACUGGCGGGCUGGUGGCCAUCAAGAUCAUCAGAAAUAAGAAGAGAUUCCACCAGCAAGCUCUUGUUGAGGUCAACAUCUUGCAGAAGCUUCGCGAAUGGGAUCCAAAGAACAAACACAGCAUGGUGAACUUCACACAGAGUUUUUAUUUCCGUGGCCAUCUCUGUAUAUCCACAGAGCUGUUGGACAUGAACCUUUACGAACUCAUUAAGGCACACGCGUUCAGAGGCUUCUCGAUCAAGAUUAUCCGGCGUUUUACCAAGCAGAUCCUCAGCUCACUCAACCUUCUCAAGCAACAUAAAGUCAUCCAUUGCGAUCUCAAGCCCGAAAAUAUCCUACUGCGACAUCCUCUUCACGCAGAGAUCAAGGUCAUCGACUUUGGUUCCAGCUGUUUUGAAAAUGAGAAGGUGUAUACAUAUAUUCAGUCUCGAUUCUAUCGAUCCCCUGAAGUUAUUCUCGGCAUGACAUAUGGUAUGCCCAUUGAUAUGUGGAGUGUUGGCUGUAUUUUGGCAGAGCUAUACACUGGAGUCCCUAUCUUCCCCGGAGAAAAUGAGCAAGAACAGCUUGCAUGCAUCAUGGAGGUAUUUGGACCUCCUGAGAAACACCUAAUCGAGAAGAGCACCCGAAAGAAGCUUUUCUUCGAUUCAAUGGGCAAACCUCGCCUCACGGUAUCUUCCAAGGGUCGCAGACGCCGUCCGUCCUCCAAGACUUUGUCACAAGUCCUCAAAUGCGAUGAUGAGGUUUUCUUGGACUUUUUGCAACGCUGUCUACGCUGGGACCCAGAACGACGACUCAAACCCGAGGACGCGAUCCGGCACGAGUUUAUUACUGGGCGUAAGAUGCCGCUUCCUCGUAUGCCGCCAACCCGCGAAUCUUCACCAAUGAAGCGACAUAACACCAUCUCUACUCCACGACCUCUCCCUGACCCCCCAGGUAGUGCUGUGAAACCUCUCGGAUCCUUGCGAUCUGGAGCUAGCCCGCACAAACCUGUUUCUGGGCCUGUUCGCAAAGCCUCAGGACAGAUGGGGCCCGUCAGUUCCCUGCCAUCUAAACGAACCAGCGCCGGUACGACUGGGCUUGCGCAAGGAGCGAGCAGCUUGCCUCGGGCUGCUGGCAGGAGCGUGAGCGGAAAGCAAGAUCUGGCCGCUGCUGGUGCAACGGCUGCUAUGAGUCGACGAUCAUAG
Molecule: messenger RNA, 4191 nt
Organism: Fusarium poae
Lineage: Eukaryota; Fungi; Ascomycota; Sordariomycetes; Hypocreales; Nectriaceae
Exons: 3
Coding region: 1-4191 (1396 amino acids)
Biological process (GO): peptidyl-serine phosphorylation; peptidyl-threonine phosphorylation
Molecular function (GO): ATP binding; protein serine/threonine kinase activity
Source: RefSeq, a predicted model, not a curated record